GAGUGCGGGACUGGGGCUCCCGGCUGUGGGUGUGGUACUGAGGCUCCAGUGGGAGCCGCCCGCCUAGAGGGAGUGGAGGGGGAGACAGGAGACAUCAAAAUAUGUAAGAUGAACGUUGGUUCCGUCGGGAAAGGCCGGACAACUCGAGGCAGGGAGGGGCUUCCAGGUCACAGUACCUGCUGCAAGAAGGGACAGACACUGCUGCAGAGAACUUGCCAUGGUGUUUCAUGCUGCGGCUGGUGGUUCCAGGCUGCAAGCUCCAUUCUAGGCACGGGGCCCUCAGAGCAGUCCCUUGCAGGCUGGAGCUUGGAGAGUGAGGCCCUGAGGCGAGACAUGGGCACCUGGCUCCUGGCCUGCACCUGUGUCUGCACCUGUGUCUGCACCUGUGUCUGCUCGGGAGUCUCUGUCUCAGGGGAUGGACGAGGUGAGGGCUGGGCACUCGUGGCAAGGGCUGGAACCUUCACCUGCCUCACCAACAUUCUCAGGAUUGAUUGCCACUGGUGUGCCCCAGAGCUGGGCCAGGGCUUCAGCCAUUGGCUCCCCUUCAUCAGGCUCCUGGUGGCACACAGAAGUGCAUCUGGCAGGGCAGUGAGUGCACCAUAGUGCUGCCGCCCAAGGCAGUGCUCGUGCCAUCCGACAAUUUCAUCACCACUUUCUACCACCACGUGUCCGGGAGGGAUCAGGUCAGCCUGGUGGACCUGUAGUACCUGCCCUGGCGACACGCACGUCAGCUCUGGCCACUGCAUCCUGACCUGGAGACUCAGUCCUGCCUUGGAGUCAAUGACCACACUUCUCAGCUAUGAGCUGGCCUUCAAGAGGCAGGAAGAGGCCUGGGAGCGGGCCCAGCACAGGGAUCACAUUGUUGGGGUGACCUGGCUCAUACUGGAAGCCUUUGAGCUGGACCCUGGCUUUAUCCUUGAGGCCAGGCUGCGUGUCCGGAUGGCCACACUGGAGGCUGACGUGACACAGGAAGAGCGUUACACAGGCCAGUGGAGCAAGUGGAGCCAGCCUGUGUGCUUCCAGGCUCCCCAGAGACAAGGUGGCCCUGGGCCCUUCCUGCCCACGGGCCCUCUGAUCCCACCCUGGGGGCGGCCAGGCAACACCUUUGUCGCUGUGUCCAUCUUUCUCCUGCUGACUGGCCUGACCUACCUCCUGUUCAAGCUGUCACCCAGACUUGGAUGGGGGCCCACAGGGCUGGUGUGCUGCUGAGCCAGGACUGUGCUGGCACCCGACGAGGAGCCUUGGAGCCCUGCAUCCAGGAGGCCACUGCACUGCUCACCUGUGGCCCAGCGGGUCCUUGGAAAUCUGUGGUCCUGGAGGAGGAGCAGGAAGGCACUGGGACCUGAGCUCAGAACAUGUGCUGCCAGCAGGGUGUACGGAGUGGAGGGCACAGCCACUUGCCUAUCGGCCACAGGAGGACUGGGCCCCCACGUCCCCACCAGGGCACGUUACUCCCUUCCGUCCUCAGCAAGGCUCGGUCCUGGAUGUUCUUGGCCCCUGACUUGCCAGAUGCAUCAUGUCCAUUUUGGGAAAAUGGACUGAAGUCUCCG
Molecule: messenger RNA, 1550 nt
Organism: Nomascus leucogenys (northern white-cheeked gibbon)
Lineage: Eukaryota; Metazoa; Chordata; Mammalia; Primates; Hylobatidae
Product: interleukin-9 receptor-like
Exons: 10
Biological process (GO): immunoglobulin mediated immune response; cytokine-mediated signaling pathway
Cellular component (GO): membrane; external side of plasma membrane
Molecular function (GO): interleukin-9 receptor activity; interleukin-9 binding
Source: RefSeq, a predicted model, not a curated record